AUGAUCCAUGAUGUUGGCGUCUUUUCACCACAGCUGUCGUUGUCAAAUCGUUCUGAUUAUCCUCUCCGUAAUCUAAAAGAAGCUAGAAUUUUUAGGAUUUUCGGCGGUCUGAAGGACCAGCCUUCGAUGGUUCUUCGCCUUAGAUGCAUUAGUUUUGGCAUUUUAUCAGCUAUUUAUUGUCCAAAAUGCCAAAAGGUCCGUCAAAGUCGCCAUUGGAACGCUUGCUAUGCAUGUCGGUCCGUGGCAGCAUCGACAUCGACAGGUCAGAAAUGGAAGGAGAUGGUUUUCGAUGUGUUCAAGGAUGUGGUACAUUCCCUAGAAGGUGUUCCAUACCGUAAACCACGACGUCCCUUAUCGAAUUUGGAAAGGAUCCAAGAAUGCUGCCGAUGUCUUGUGCUUACCGAUGCCCAACUCCAUCAAAUGAUGAUCGCAUUGGAAAAAAGCAUGAAUCAAGGUCUUGCUAAAGAAACAGCUUCUACAGCCGCCGUUAAAAUGCUGCCAUCAUAUGUUCGAGCUGUACCGAAUGGAAAAGAAGUCGGAGAUUUUCUAGCUCUGGAUCUUGGUGGAACGAAUUUUCGAGUGUUGCUGAUUCGUCUAAAGGGAAGAGAAGCAGAAAUGAUUGGAAAAAUUUUCCGCGUACCGGAAAAUGUGAUGAGGGGUAGUGGGGAAGCGCUUUUUGACCAUAUUGCUGAUUGUAUGGCAAAGUUUAUGACAGAACAAGGUGUGAGCCACGCUGAGAAGCUGCCACUUGGGUUCACCUUUUCAUUUCCUUGCAAACAAGAAGGAUUAACCUGUGCGAAACUUAUCAACUGGACCAAAGGUUUUAGCGCCAGUGGAGUCGAAGGAGCAGAUGUCGUCACAAUGUUGAGAGAUGCAUGCAGAAGGAGAGAUGAUAUUGAUAUCGAUGUUGUUGCACUUCUUAACGAUACGGUCGGUACGCUGAUGGCAUGUGCUUUUAAGGAAAAUAGUUGCACGGUUGGCAUUAUCGUUGGAACGGGAACAAACGCUUGUUACAUGGAAAAACUAUCGCGUAUAGGAAAACUUGGGAACGAAUGUGACGGGGACGGUUUACCGGAUGAGAUGAUUAUUAACACGGAAUGGGGAGCGUUUGGCGAUGACGGUGCUCUAGAUGGGAUUCGCACACAAUACGAUAAACUUGUCGAUUUAAACAGUAUAAAUCCAGGGAGACAAUUAUUUGAGAAAAUGAUUUCUGGUAUGUAUAUGGGUGAAUUGGUUCGUGUAGUGCUGGAGGCGUUGGCAAAAGAAGCGCUGUUAUUUGAUGGUGAUUUUGAGGCAAUAUCUCAACGUGGAUGCUUCCCCACAAAAUACGUGUCGGAAAUUGAGAGUGAACUACUCGAACAAGAAGAUCGAACAUUCCAGAGAACGUGCCAAAUCCUUGAAGAUAUCGGUGUUGAGAAUGUUUCAAGCGCUGAUUGUGCUAAUGUGGCCUACGUAUGCAGUCUUAUAAGCACAAGAGCAGCUUAUAUGACAGCAGCAGGAAUUGCUACAUUGCUGAACCGUAUGCAACGACCUCAUGUUACGGUAGGCGUCGAUGGUUCCGUUUACCGUUUUCAUCCGUCCUUCCCACGUCUUCUAGACGAAAAAAUCGAUCAACUGAUAGAAGGCGACAUAGAGUACCAACUAAUGCUCUCCGAAGAUGGUAGUGGUCGUGGAGCGGCGCUAGUAGCGGCAGUGGCUACACGUAUGAAGAAGGAACAACUUGGCAAUAAUUAA
Messenger RNA from Necator americanus (New World hookworm), 1734 nucleotides. RefSeq lists its product as uncharacterized. Gene Ontology annotation, molecular function: glucokinase activity; ATP binding; fructokinase activity. The coding region runs from base 1 to 1734 and encodes 577 amino acids. Gene Ontology annotation, biological process: carbohydrate phosphorylation; glycolytic process; glucose metabolic process. The record is from RefSeq and is a predicted model, not a curated record. The transcript has 14 exons. Gene Ontology annotation, cellular component: cytosol; mitochondrion. Lineage: Eukaryota; Metazoa; Nematoda; Chromadorea; Rhabditida; Ancylostomatidae.